Exophiala bonariae is the source of this 540-nucleotide messenger RNA. RefSeq lists its product as uncharacterized. Gene Ontology annotation, cellular component: BLOC-1 complex. The coding region runs from base 1 to 540 and encodes 179 amino acids. NCBI's taxonomy places the organism in Eukaryota, Fungi, Ascomycota, Eurotiomycetes, Chaetothyriales, Herpotrichiellaceae. The record is from RefSeq and is a predicted model, not a curated record. Gene Ontology annotation, biological process: endosome organization. The transcript has 2 exons.
AUGUCCGCGCCUCAGUCCGUCGCCGACUCUGUUUUGGGUUUGACUCAAGCCGAGUUGAUCUUAUUUCGCCAACAACAGCAGGUUCUAGCCCAGCGCAGUCAUGCAAGUGGCAACGCCCAAGACCGUGGCCGCGGCACCAACAGAUCUCAACCAAGUUCAAGAGGCGCAUCCGCCGCCAGCAGCCAAGGUGUCACAGGUCGCAUUAUGCUGGACCCCCACAGUUUGCACAGUCUAUAUGUUCACAUGGAAAAUGUCAUGCGAGGCAUUCAAGAGCGAAUCGGAAGACUCGAGGCCGCCACCGAACAGUCCGUCCAUAGUUCCAACAAUCGUGCAGCUGGUACUGUCCAGGAUGCCGAUGCCCAGAUCCGGAGGAUGAAGCAUAUACUCGCAGAAAUCGAUCGCUGGGAAGACGAAUUUGAGAAGCUGAAACACAUUCGAGAAAAAGUCAGACAACUCAGAAUCAAAGUCGACAACAUGGGCGAUAGACUAGACCGAAGCCACUCAAGUGGUCAUGGUUCGGGCACGCGCCCACGACGUUGA